CAUGUGACUGUUUACAUCUGAGACGAAACCGAAGAGAGGCACGAGUGUGUGAGCAGCGCAGGAGAAAUGGCCUGUGCACGCCCACAUACGCACUCAUACGCAGACAUGUAGGCUCUCUGAGCACCCCACACACACACACACACAUGCACACCCACACACUCACGCAGAAAACAGAAUCAUAAGGAUGGAUCAGAGAUUAGGAGCUGGUGGGUAUCCCGACAGUCCGCCCAGCAGACCCAGAGAUGUGCUGGUCAAAUCAGCCUCAGCAUAUGCAGACAUCCAAUGGGAACAGCCUCAUCAGCCUGAAAUAACAUACGAUGACCCACUGCGAUGCCCACGCAGGAAUAUCCUCCCUGUGGCCAGCUACGCCCCUCAUCCUGAUUAUGCACAAGGGGACGAGGAUCUCAUCAAGCCCAAAAAGCUGAUUAAUCCAGUGAAAGCUUCUAAAAGCCACCAGGAGCUUCACCGAGAGCUGCUUAUGAACCACAAACGGGGUGCGGAGAAUAAACCAGAGCUCCAGCGUGUAUUGGAGCAAAGGAAGAGAGAUCAGAUGAUCAAACAGAGAAAGCAAGAGGAGGAGGCUCGGAAGAAGAUCUCACCUCUGGAGCAAGAGCUUCUCAAGAGGCACAAACAACUGGAGGAGUUGGAGCAAGAGCAGGAGCGUCAGGAGGAGUGCUCUCGCAGUGCUCCUGAAUUCAUCAAGGUCAAGGAGAACCUGCGCAGAACAUCGCUCAUGAGCACUGGAGAGAAAGAGGUGUAGAGAAUGAGAUCACAACAGAUCUGUGUGCUUCUUUCUCACUCUUUCUGUCUUUCUCACUUUCUCUGUCUUACACAAAUGUAUGUUCCUGCUGGACAAAACUUGUGUCACCAGAACCUUAAUGUCAACAUGGAAGACAGAAGAUAGAGCUCCAAAGCUGAAAAAAGGACAUAAAUUGAGUUGAGAUUGUCUUGAUGGAUUCAGACAUUUUCUGAAAGUCUUUUAUUCUGAGACAGACGUGGUGGUUGGAGAUGAACGUUCUAAUGACGUUGUGUUUCUCUGCAGAGGGACUAGAACGUCUUUUAUUAACUUCUAACUUCAGAUCUUUAUACCGUAUACAAUCAGUAUUAUUACAUGUCAUUGGAUUCCCAACUGCCAAGUGCACUGCACAUCCCAGACACUUGAGGAAUCAAUGGCUGAAAUACAAUGGCUGCGUUCGAAUAUCCCUACUACCCUACUAUACAGUAGGCGAGAAAUUCCCAGAUGACCUACUGCUUCGGCCUUGAUGCUUCAGUAUGGAACCAUUGGACACUGUGGAUACUGCGCUGUCCCAUAAUGCAGUGGAACUGGCACGGAAGAGCUGUCAGAAUCCGUGCUGCGUAGUACGUCCGGAUUGUAUUCAUGCUUACCACUUACUCUGAUCAGUACAUACUGUAUCAAUGGCCAAGCAGUAGGUACUGAAUCGAAUGCAGUAGGUACUGUCAUAGUAUGCGAUUUCGGACACAGCCAGUGUUUUUUCUUUGUUUGUUUUUUUUCCCUGAUGUAUAACAAUCAGCACAAGUCACUUUUGUUCAUAAAUGGAAUGAAUCACAUUUCUCACUUCGGAUGUGAAUAUAUCUACAAGGCUGCACGCUUGUGCACGUGUCUGCUAAAAUCGGACCGUAUCCUAAUUACUGUGAGAUCACAAUGAAUCAGUGAUGGCAGACCUGCCUACCUGGAAGAGGAGUAAUGCAUCGACUCGCAAAAGGAGGUGGAGUAAAAAUGCAGUAAAAAAAAAAAAAACGUAUUUGAUAUAGUGCUUUUCCAGAUUUCUUGUCUAAUCAAUCCGUACAGGAUUUUGGGGGGAUUUUUUUUUGUGAUUGUUGCAACCCAAAAUGUUCGAUUUUGCUGCGGGUUUUUUCAGAAUUUGCAACACAGCUUGCUGAGUUUUUUUGUGCUUUUAUGCGGAAAAACUACUUGAAUUGGCACGGUCUUUCCCACUGAUGUUUGUUGGUAAACAAGACCUUUUAACUGUACUCAUGUUCGACGCACGUGAAUCGUAGAGGGCUUUGAUUGAAUGUGGAUUGUGAUGACGUCACAUGAUGCGUCUAACGCAAAUCUGCUGCAAAUCUGCGGUUAUUUAGAAAAAUUGCAAGCUCCUCUGAAUAUUGCGGAGUUUGCUUGAUUUCGCGUUAAUGUCUGCGAUUGCAGAAAUGUUAAAUCCUAGAGGGACUGGCUAAUUUCCCUCGGAGAAACUGCGAAAUGGUUCCGCGUGGCUGUUGAUUUCCUGCUCAAACUGUUUAAAUGUGUCUGAGCAUUGACCGUUGAAAUUAUUUUUGAAAUGUUAGGUUUAAUAUUUUUUUACCGACAAACUUUUUUGCCCAUUUUUCUCUUUCAGCCAAAAACCAAAAAGUGCCGUUUUUGAGAAUUUUCCAAAGUCAGGUUGAGAAAAGGCAAAAACAUUACUAAUAUUGGAAAGAAGCCAGGGCUUCCAGGGAGUGUCAGUUAAUAUUGGAGUGUUCAAAACACGUAUCGCAACUGUCAAUCAUAACAGAUUCACAUGUUGGCUGGCUCGUCUGCUGUUUUUAGACUUGUGUUUUUGCAGAUUUCUGAGUGAUAACUCGUAGUUUCCUGCUAUCGUGUGAUGUUACAAUGUGAAUCUCCUCCUCAAAAUGCGUGAAGGUUGGCAGGUCUGUGAUGGUGUUAACCCAGGAUUUUUUUUUUUCAAGACAGGUGUGUUGUGAUGCCUAAAUGUCUGCUCUUUUUUCCGUGCCUUUGUGAGAACUACAGAACAGACCAUGCGGGCAGAGCGCCUGACUGUUGCUGCAUUUCAAUCACUAUAUCACUAUAUGUACUCAUCAUAAUUAUGUGACAUAUAAGUUAAUGAUGUAUCACAUAACAGCAUGGCUUGUGUGUGUGUGUGUGUGUGUGUGUGUGUGAGAGAGAGAGAGAGAGAGAGAGAGAGAGCGAGAGAGUGCAAGAACUGUCUAUUAAAAUCACAUAAUAGGAUAAUCAGGAAGCAAAUUCGCACUCUAGAUUAAACUGACCAUAACUUUUAUGUAUAUAGAAAACAUUCAGUAUAAAGAUUUUAUUUCUUUAUUCCUUUUUUUUCCUGAUGUUUUAGUCACGGCUGAGAUCAUUUUGAAAAGAAAAAUGGAAAUUAUAUUUGGAUAUAUAUAUAUAUAUAUAUAUAUAUAUAUAUAUAUAUAUAUAUAUAUAUAUAUAUAUAUAUAUAUAUAUAUAUAUAUAUAUUGCUUUUACUAGUUCUAAAGACAUUUUGAAUAACAUAAAUUACUGUUAAAUAACAAUCAAUAUUAAAAUCAUGUUUUUGAGUAUUAUUAUUAUGCUUUUAUGUUGUAAAAUAUUGGUUCAUCAAACACCAUACACUGACAUUUUUUGUUCUGUACCAUUUCAGUACAUUUAAAUAAUCAAAAUCAAUGACAUUUUGAUUGUUAUCGACAAAUGAAGGCACAUAGACUAGCACACAAUCCUGUAAUAUAGUGACAAAAGUGUUAUUACUUUAUAUAAAAUAAACUAAAAGUAUUACUAUAGCA
Ictalurus punctatus (channel catfish) is the source of this 3510-nucleotide messenger RNA. Its product is annotated as fam107a. Gene Ontology annotation, cellular component: stress fiber; synapse; neuron projection. The transcript has 4 exons. Bases 185 to 760 code for a protein of 191 amino acids. Gene Ontology annotation, biological process: actin filament polymerization; actin filament bundle assembly; regulation of actin cytoskeleton organization. Lineage: Eukaryota; Metazoa; Chordata; Actinopteri; Siluriformes; Ictaluridae. The record is from RefSeq and is a predicted model, not a curated record.